Messenger RNA from Symbiodinium sp. CCMP2592, 468 nucleotides. NCBI's taxonomy places the organism in Eukaryota, Dinophyceae, Suessiales, Symbiodiniaceae. The record is from the annotation of a GenBank genome assembly.
AUGUGCAAGCUCGGCACUGCCCCCAGAAGGGAGUGCGACUGCCGCAGCCGCGAGCUCCGGAAGAAGGAAGAGGCGCUCGAGACGUUGGAGGACGAGGUGCAGUUUGAACGGCGAAGAAGCCUGGGCGGCGAGGCAGCUGCGGAGCCAGUAGAGUUCCGCAUGGCUGACGAGGCCAGCCACCGCCCUCGCAGAAGUUCCACCAAUUCGGAUCAGGAGCUCGAUCCAGAGCUGAGCAGAGUGCGUCCUGCCACGCUGUCCCGAGUGUCGGACGAGACUUCGGUGGUUCCACUCCCCGACGACCAUGAGGAAGAUGAGGAGGUCGAAGCAGAUGAGAUGUGGGAUUUGGACUGGACUGCUGUGUCAGGGCGCACGGCAACAGGUGCUGGUGCCGCCUCUCUGCCCAACCAUGAAGCACAAGGAAAAGGAUAUCCCGACUCCGAGCGGCUGGUGCAGCACAAGCUGGAGGAG